UUGACUUCCUGCUACAACUGCAGUUCUCCGAACAACUUACAACGCUACAUUCCAAGCCGACAUUAUCUGGAAACUAACAGCAGGUCAUUUCAAUUUAUAUGUUGCCCGGGUCUAUCCUGCCCCGUGUGCCAAAGUUCAAAGCUUGAUCGCGACAUGUUCCUCAAGCGCAAACGAUCAGAGUCUGAGCUCUCCUUCAGCUCAUCUUUGCCGUCUCCAUCAGCUGGAACAUCCAGCGAUCAUGGCUUCGACCUGAGCGCAAUUGCUUCUGUCAUCAAUAGCCAGAAGUCUUUCCCCACCAUCCUCUCACCCACGACAUCCCACCUCCACAGCCGCACCAUGAAACGGUACCGCAACAACCGGCCUUCUGAGGCAGAAGUCCAUCAACGGACCCUCAGCUUAUUGUAUGCCGCCCAACAGCAACAGCAACAACACCAUGCCGCAAGCCCAGUCUUGAACCCCGACCAUCAGCAGCAACCAAGCACUGUCAACGACGUAGGACCGUCUGUUACCCUCCAAAAGCAACCACAAGCCAACCGCGGUCAACAACGCUCGCUUCACAGCUUCUGGAACCUUCCUGCUGCUCCAGUCCCGACAUGUUCCUCUCGCAUCUUUCCUACAAUAUUCUCAGACCCCUCCGUCAACAGUCUCCUGGAUACGCCUACGAGCUGUGAGGAUUGUGGGGCAGGCCCGAGUGGUAACAGUGGCAAUAGAUAUGCCAAGAAAGGAGGAGAAGGGGGAAAACACGACGUUGACAUGCUGGAUGUUUGUACCCAGGUCAGCACUGGUCGUGAACAAGGGAACGAUGAAUACGACAGUAACUUCUCGCUAUGUGAAGCUUGUGGGAAGAUGGUUUGUUUUAGCUGUUCGAUCAGUAAUUUGGGAGAACACAGGAGAUGUUUAGCUUGUGCCGAGAGAAGGAUCUGGGUUGGCUAAAGUGCUAUCAGGGUUCCAUGAGGCCAUCAGGUCAGGAGGGGAUGCAAAGAUACCACUGUUCUGGAACUAAGUUUGGGUAAGGCGUUUUCACGAGUCUGGAUUCUGGCUGUCCAUAGGCACAUUAGGCGUUAUUCAUCUAUUUAUGUAUAUGUAUCUUAUUUAUAUCACACACACACACACACAUACGUACACACACACACACACACACACACACACACACACACACA
Messenger RNA from Neurospora crassa OR74A, 1160 nucleotides. RefSeq lists its product as hypothetical. The coding region runs from base 154 to 933 and encodes 259 amino acids. The transcript has 2 exons. NCBI's taxonomy places the organism in Eukaryota, Fungi, Ascomycota, Sordariomycetes, Sordariales, Sordariaceae. The record is from RefSeq and is a predicted model, not a curated record.